AUGCUGGACGAUUUCAUUGCUGAAAAUCAACCUAUUGACACAUGUUCCCUUCAACUUGGCUUGAACUCAUCCUCUGAUUGUGAAAUUGCCAUGCUUAUUGGGCCAACUCUAAGCCGAUUCAGAGUAAGAGCAGGCUCACCAUCUAUAAAGCAAUCAUCAAACUCCGCUGGAGGUCGAUCUCAGCAAUCAAUAGUAGAAAGUCAUUUGCCUAAUCCUUUGCAAAUGCCCUCUUUGCUGCGUCUUCUGGCUGUUGUUGAGGAUUUCAGACACGGAGGGCGUAUCAACGCUCUUCUUGGUUGCUCACUUCUUUUGCCUGAUUCCAUAGACUUUUCUUCCUUGGAGGGAUAUAUAUCCUCUUCAUCCUAUAAAGCAUCGGUUUCCAACGGGAUUUGUAAUUCAGAAUUCGAAGAACUCCUUCUUAUGUCUACAAACUGGUUAUUUCUUCCAGGUGAAUCAAUCAUGGAGGCCAUGGUCGCGCCCGAUAUCCUUAUUUCACAGCAUCACCAAUUGCUUGAAACACUUUUGGUUCGUCUUUCCCAGAUCGCUUCACUCAGAUAUCACCUUCGUAAUUCUCUUCUAACUAGGGCACGCUUGCUGCGACGUGUUGGUGUUCGUAAGAAGAAUCUAGAACAUUCUCUUGUCAAUGCAACUCUUCCAAUGGACAUUCAAGGGCAUCAGGACUCAUUGAUUUCCCUGAAUUCCAAAGCCGCCACUCACGUUUCCCGGUUUAGUGAACAACCUUCAUUGGUUUCAGAGAUGACAGAGAAUACUCCUGUUGGCAUCCUUCUACCCACGGCUAGUUUUGAACCCAGGUUUUCCCUAACUCGUUUCACAACGACUGGCUAUCUUUCUGCUGUCUAUCUAAUGUUGUAUUCUCCACCAUCUUUGAAAGCUCGCAGGUUUGUGCUUGGGUGA
This is a messenger RNA of Protopolystoma xenopodis, 915 nucleotides long. NCBI's taxonomy places the organism in Eukaryota, Metazoa, Platyhelminthes, Monogenea, Polystomatidea, Polystomatidae. The record is from the annotation of a GenBank genome assembly.